AUGUUCAACAACAACUACGGCACCACCGGCAUAAGCGAGAUACAGGAGGAACAAGACAUCAUCAACCACCAACACUACCUUGGCAGAAUCGAUCAUGAAAUUGAAGAACAAGACUCUAUUUAUGUUGCAGUUGGUAAGAGCGAUACAAGCAUGGAAGCUCUCUCAUGGACACUCAAUAACCUAGCCACUCAUUCCACCAUGCUCUAUCUCAUUCAUGUUUUCCCCGAAAUCAAACACAUUCCACAUCCAUUGGGAGUAGGAAUGAUUGCAAGGAAUCAAGUCAGUGCUGAGCAGGUAGAGAUUUACAUGGAGCAAGAAAGAAACAAGAGGAGACAACUCCUUCACAAGUUCAUCCAAUCUUGCUCUCUUUCCAAAGUUAAGGUUGAUACCAUCUUAAUAGAGAGUGAUUUCGUUGCAAAAGCCAUCCUUGACCUAAUUCCUAUUCUUCACAUAUCUAAUUUAGUCAUUGGAGCCAACAAAUCCCAUAUGAGAAAAUCGAGAUCAAAGAAAGGAAAUGGUGUGGCUGAUCAGGUAGUACAGAAUACACCAGAAAGCUGCAAGGUUAGAAUUAUCAGUGAAGGUAAGGAAGUAAAUGAUGAGCAAAGGAUGAUGAUGAUGAUGACACCUUCUCCUAAGAAAAUUGCCACUACAAACUCUGAAAAUAGUGACAACACAAAAGAAAAUGAUUCAGUUUUAUGUGUUUGUUUCAAACCAAAGUUUAAAUGA
This is a messenger RNA of Lathyrus sativus (Indian pea), 726 nucleotides long. NCBI's taxonomy places the organism in Eukaryota, Viridiplantae, Streptophyta, Magnoliopsida, Fabales, Fabaceae. The record is from the annotation of a GenBank genome assembly.